AUGAAAAAAUCACCGUCGAAUAAAGUUUUUCCUGGAGACGCUUUAGUCAACAAUUAUUUAACUGCUGAUAAGGAAGCUGAUGUACAUGAUAACUUUCGUGAUAGUAUGACUAAUUCAAGCCUAUAUGCGACUACAACUUUACCAAGUGUGACCAGAAAUCAAGCUGUAUUCAUUCAACAUGGUAGCCACAUGCAGGCUCUAUUGGGCUUAAAAGAUACUGAGAAGGCUACAUUCUACUAUAAAGAAAGUUGUAAUCAACUAGAAGUAACUGCGAUGAAAAAGGAUCUAGGUGGUGUCCUUAUACAGUUAAACGAAAUUAUUGGAAAUAUCAAACAAAAAGAUCACCAUUUACCCGAAUUAUUAUGCUCCUACUUUCGUUCAGACUUAGCAAGAAUUUAUAAGUUUAAUGAUAUAUUAAGAAAUAGUAAUAUUGAUGCUGUGGGAACAAUUUCUGAGGGAGAACGUUUCCAUGUAUUGUCCCUAACUUUGGAAGACUUAAGUAAGGCCUCGCAGUUACUAUGCGAUAAGUAUUCUUCGGUAUGUUUAGAAGUAAAAGGUAAUAUUUCGCAUUCAGUCUAUAGCAGCAAUGUAACUGUAGAAUUUGAACAUUGCUAUCGGAUAAAGAUAGAAUUUGAACAUUAUAAUGGAAAUCCUGCAAAUACAACUGAUAUAAAGAUGGCUGGUUACAUUGAUGAUAUUUUGCAUGCAUCACAAAAUAUUUAUGCAUUGGUAGAGAAAUUGAAGGGUAGCUGA
Molecule: messenger RNA, 753 nt
Organism: Trichoplax adhaerens
Lineage: Eukaryota; Metazoa; Placozoa; Uniplacotomia; Trichoplacea; Trichoplacidae
Exons: 1
Coding region: 1-753 (250 amino acids)
Source: RefSeq, a predicted model, not a curated record